AUGAAGCAUCAUCUUAUGGUCGGCACCUGGACCGCUCCCGGUCGCAUCUACACGGUGCAGUUUGACGAUGAGGAAUUGACCCUGUCGCUGCUGAAGAAGACGGAUAUUCCGGAGGAGGAGCCGAUUUCGUGGAUGACCUUCUCUCACGACAAAAAAACCAUCUAUGGAGCGGCGAUGAAGAAAUGGAACAGUUUUGCUGUUCACAGCCCGACCGAGAUUGUCCACCAGGCGUCGCAUCCGGUGGCUGGCCAUGAACUCGCUGCCUCGGCCGACACCAACACGCGGGCGAUCUUCGUGCUGGCCGCCCACCAACCCCCCUACAACGUGUACGGCAACCCGUUCUACAAAUACGCCGGCUAUGGCAAUGUCUUCUCGGUCGCAGCGGACGGAGCCCUGGAGAAGAACGUGCAGAACUACGAGUACCAGGAAAACACCGGCAUCCACGGCAUGGUGUUUGAUCCGACGGAGACAUACCUGUACUCAGCUGAUCUGCAGGCCAACAAGAUCUGGACGCACAAGAAAGACGCACAGGGGCAGCUGGAGCUGGUGGAUUGUCUCGAGGCACCUUCGCCGGACGAUCACCCUCGCUGGGUGGAAAUGCACCCGUCCGGCAAGUAUCUGUAUGCGCUGAUGGAGGCGGGCAACAGACUGGCUGUGUAUGUGAUUGACGAACGCACACACAAGCCCGUCUUUACACACAUCACCUAUCCUCUGCUUCCUCAGGGCUUGCUGCCUCCCCGCAACAAGUACCGCGGCGACGUGACCUUCACCACCAAGGGCGGCAAGUAUCUGUUCGCCACGACGCGGGGCAACUCGUUCGACAUUACGGGGUACAUUACUGCGUUCAGACUGGGUCCUUCUGGCGAGAUUGAGAAGCAGCUGUUUAUCCAUCCUACGUCUACGAGCGGCGGCCACUCAAACGCGGUCAGCCCGUGUGAUUUCAGCGAUGAAUGGUUGGCGCUGUGCGACGACCAGAUGGGCUUUGUGGAAAUGUACCGCUGGAAGGACGAGAAUUUGGCCAGAGUGGCGAGAGUGGAUAUUCCUGAAAAGGGAUUCGGCAUGAAUGCAAUUUGGUAUGACUAG
Molecule: messenger RNA, 1083 nt
Organism: Aspergillus wentii DTO 134E9
Lineage: Eukaryota; Fungi; Ascomycota; Eurotiomycetes; Eurotiales; Aspergillaceae
Product: lactonase family protein
Exons: 3
Coding region: 1-1083 (360 amino acids)
Molecular function (GO): protein binding; 6-phosphogluconolactonase activity
Source: RefSeq, a predicted model, not a curated record